AUGAAGCUCAUCCUGCUGGUUGUGGCAGUGCUGCUCCUGGAGGUGCGAGAGGGAACUGCAGACAGAAUCCUGUCCAGAAGGACCAAGCGGGAGCUGGCCAGUCCUCUGCAUGUGGGUGGCAUCAGGGACCCGUUCGGCUCCUACUGCGAGAGGCGAGGAGGCUGCUGCCCGGGCAGGGACGACCUGUGCACCGUGCCCUACCUGGACACCAUCUGCUACUGCGACCUCUUCUGCAACCGCACCGUGUCCGACUGCUGCCCCGACUUCUGGGGUCACUGCCUCGGCGUGCAGCCGCCUCACAUCGGCAUCUGUGAGAGGAAUGGAAACAGGUUCUUUACAGGGCAAACAUACAAAGAGAACUGCAAUUUAUGUACGUGCGGGUCGUCUGGGCGCUGGGAGUGCGAGCAGAACGCCUGCCUCAUCGAGUCCGAUAUGAUUAACGCCGUCAACAGAGGAAACUACGGGUGGAGGGCGGCGAACUACAGUCAGUUCCAUGGGAUGACUCUGGAUGAAGGGAUCCGCUACCGGCUGGGGACACAGAGGCCCUCCAGGACCAUCAUGAACAUGAACGAGAUGCAGAUGAACAUGGAUCCUCAGAGUGACCAACUGCCUCACUACUUCAACUCAGCAGAGAAGUGGCCCGGAAAGAUUCACGAGCCUCUGGAUCAGGGCAACUGCGCUGCGUCCUGGGCUUUCUCCACUGCAGCUGUGGCGUCAGACAGAAUCUCCAUCCAGUCGAUGGGUCACAUGACUCCCCAGCUGUCCCCUCAAAACCUCAUCUCCUGUGACACCCGCAACCAGGGGGGCUGCGCCGGCGGCCGCAUCGACGGAGCCUGGUGGUACCUCCGCCGCAGAGGAGUGGUGACGGAGGACUGCUACCCGUACCAGCCGCCGCAGCAGACCCCGGCGGAGGUGGGCCGCUGCAUGAUGCAGAGCCGCUCCAUCGGCCGAGGGAAGAGGCAGGCCACGCAGCGCUGCCCCAACACCCACAACUACCACAACGACAUCUACCAGUCCACGCCGCCCUACAGGCUCUCAUCCAACGAAAAGGAGAUUAUGAAGGAGAUUAUGGAUAAUGGUCCUGUGCAAGCUAUCAUGGAGGUACACGAGGACUUCUUUGUCUAUAAGAGCGGGAUCUACAAACACACCGACGUCAGCUUCACCAAGCCGCCGCAGUACCGCAAGCACGGCACACACUCCGUCAGGAUCACUGGGUGGGGAGAAGACAGAAACUAUGAUGGGACAUCAAGAAAAUACUGGAUUGCUGCCAACUCCUGGGGAAAGAACUGGGGCGAGAACGGCUACUUCCGCAUCGCCCGCGGAGAGAACGAGUGCGAGAUCGAAGCGUUUGUGAUCGGCGUGUGGGGCAGAAUCACCAUGGAGGACAUGCACAACCACCACCACCACCACCACCGCCGUCGGCACAUUUAAAGACUCGGCAGACGCCGACGCCCCACAGAGACCUUCUUGUCGUGUUUCGUAACGCCGAAGAGGCACACACCCAAAGUCUCAGAACUUCGUCACAUCCCUUCGCGCACCAAGUUGGCUGGAACAACCGCAAAACCUACACAAGAUCAUUCUUUAACUUGAACAAGGGGAAUAAUUUUCCCUGUUCUCCACGUUCUUCUUCUUCUUCUUUUUUUUUUUUUUUAACAAAUCCAACCUUGUAAUUCAAUGUUUAUGGCACCAAAAUCCAAACCAAACCUUGCACCUCAGGUACCCAUCACUCCAAAGACCACACAUCCAGGAAUCCUCUGGAUAUCCUCCCAAUCAUGUGCGAGACGGAUUAUAACAGAGAGAGAAGCUCUCUCCUCUUUUUAUUCUCUUCCAUGUCGUCCUUCAGUCGUGACUAAUCUGAAAACCCAGACGGACUCGGUAUAUCGGAGGGGAAAUCUGAGAGGCAGAUUACCAGACUUCAGAGCCUUUUAGAGAGACACGCCCUGGUAAACGGUGUAACGCGAUCACAUAAUAUAGGCCACCUGAGUGACAUUUACCUGCCAGCCAUACCGAGGUGCACUCUGCUCCUUUCCUCUGGCUUUAGAGUGGACGCUCACGAAGACUUCACUGGCUGCAGGGCAGGAGUUUUCUCACACAUUCCAGAAAUCAGGAAAGGUGAUUCUUUUCAGAGUGUAAUAUUACAACAACAAUCAAAGUGUGUUAACAUUAGGAUUUUUGAAGUGAGAGAAAUUGGCAAUAAAUUAAUAUUAUCAAAGUCUUCAUGCAGCAUAUUUGUUCUGGAAUAAAUGUGUGGAUAGAAACUGGCUGUAUAUGAGUGUAAAAUAAACAGUCAAGCCACAUGAUGAACUCUUCUACAAGCAGUGGAGAUUAGAAACAAAAGCCAUGUUCCCGUUCCCGUUCCCGGCCCGUCGUUUAACAUUGUGUUUAGAGGUUGAAGAUAUUUUGAUGCCUUAAUGAAGCAGAGUCGUUUGGACCACAGCAGAGGUUCUCAGUGUGGGACAGACCACCCCUGGAGGGUGCCAGAGAGCUUCAGGGGUUUGGCCGGGGGGGGGACACCCUUUCCCAGCAGGAAAACUCCCCUUUGGUGAAAUUAAAAAAAUCUGUUGGGAGUAUCGUUGAUAUUAUAAAAUACUCCUCGGUGUGAAACUAAGUGUAAUAAAAGUUGCCUCUAAAAAGCCUGUUAAUCUCAGCAGUUCUUAACAAUCAUAUCUCAUAAUGUGAAACUUUCAACCAGCUGAAAGGUGAAGCGUGUGAGAGGGUCUCUGCCUCCCUCACUCUGAGAACCCCUGAGCGUCUUCAUUCACUCUGUCCUGUGUACACUGUUACAAUAUGAGCUAAAGAUGUUAUUUUUGUUGCCAUUUUGAUCUUAAGAUUUUAUUUUACUACUUCUUUUACCGAUGUACUGUAUUUAGUGACUUUACAUAACGACACUCAUCGCCCUGUUGCUUUUCUGCUUCUGUAUAGUUGAGGAUGAGGGAGGGCUCCUGCUGCUAAAGUCCACAAUGUGCUCAGAUAUUUGUCUUUUUUCCGAAUUGGACGCAUAAUAAACCCGUAAAGCCACUUCAGACUAACGCCGAAGCACAAAGUCAAGUCUCACCGGUCGCUGAUGAUCCGUUUGGUUUGUUUAUGUUGUCGUUUUUGUUUGGUUUGACUGCGCUCUGUUGGAAAUUUCACGUUCCCCCCCGGAGCCCUGUGCAGGGCUUCCCUUCAGUUCUCAGUGCUUUCAGGUCUCUUUUUAUGAUUUAGCUUCGCUCGAAGAAGAAAAGCACAACAUAUUAUUAUCAUGUACCUUAAAUCACAUCCUUCCCUGCUCCUGCUUUCACUUCAAAAGGCUUUUUUAUUUCUAUAUCAUCAGGUCUUUGGCUCUUUGAGGUCUUUUCAUGAUUCCCUUCAGGCGAGUGGAUAUGAAAGCUCAGAGAAAUGUUUAUACGGACCCGAAAAUAUGUUGGGAGAGGAUGAAGCUCAGCAGUUGUUGCUUCUCAUCCGAUAUUUUCUUUUGAACUAAAGACACUGUAAAGAUGAAAUAAAUCUAUGGACAUAAGAUGAAUGGGGUUUUUUUGUUUCCAGAAACAAGGAGGGUCUCUGUAUUUCGAUUUGUGCACAAGUUGCAAGAGCUCCCUCACAGAUUUGCUGAAUCGGUUUACAUGUUGCAGGUUUUUCUCGGUGUUUUCUGCCUGCAGCAGGUUACAGUAUGAACUCUUGUGUUUCAGAGUCUCCAGAAAAAAACCAAAAAGCAACAUUUGACCCGAGCACAGAUCAGAGACCGAGACUGUUCAGAGUACAUGUUGUCCUGUGAUGCAUUCAAUUAAUGGCCGUCUGUGUUUAUUGUUAGCUUUAUUUAAAAAAGAAAUGCAAUAAAUUACACUGAGUAUAAAGAAAGUAUCUAUGAAAGAACAUUCUCACGAAGAUGUCCAAGAACAACAUUCUGUCUGUGCCACAUGAAUUAUGGCCAUGUUUGGAUAGAGUUUCCGAUGGGACCAACUGCUCUUUGUAUCACUCAGUAUUAUCUGCAAAUCGCACAUCUCCUGCAUUGAUGAAUUAGCUCACUCUGAACCAAAA
Molecule: messenger RNA, 4017 nt
Organism: Salarias fasciatus (jewelled blenny)
Lineage: Eukaryota; Metazoa; Chordata; Actinopteri; Blenniiformes; Blenniidae
Gene: tinagl1
Product: tubulointerstitial nephritis antigen-like 1
Exons: 11
Coding region: 1-1431 (476 amino acids)
Biological process (GO): proteolysis
Molecular function (GO): cysteine-type peptidase activity; peptidase inhibitor activity
Source: RefSeq, a predicted model, not a curated record